Sardina pilchardus (European sardine) is the source of this 2340-nucleotide messenger RNA. Its product is annotated as V-set domain-containing T-cell activation inhibitor 1-like. Gene Ontology annotation, cellular component: external side of plasma membrane. Gene Ontology annotation, molecular function: signaling receptor binding. The record is from RefSeq and is a predicted model, not a curated record. The coding region runs from base 180 to 1286 and encodes 368 amino acids. NCBI's taxonomy places the organism in Eukaryota, Metazoa, Chordata, Actinopteri, Clupeiformes, Clupeidae. The transcript is spliced from 6 exons. Gene Ontology annotation, biological process: T cell receptor signaling pathway; regulation of cytokine production.
GGGCAUGUGCCAGUCAUGUCCUGAUACAGUGUAGGUGUGCCGGUCGGAAUGUUCAUGGAAUUUAGAACAAUAUUUGGCGUAUUUUUUAUUGAACAAUGACUAGUUAGGAUUUUUUUUUUGUUUUGUUCGGUAAACAGUAAAUAAGGGAGGAUAAGGGAGUGAUACAGUAAGGGAGGAUUAUGGCUUGGUCAUAUGUGACCCUGGUUAUACAGCUCUGGAUUCUGAAAACCACAGGUCAAGAUACUCAAGUCACCUGCAUCAUCUCUGAGCGUUGCAUCCUUCCUUGUUCCAUUGAACCCCAUGGUGGUAUUGAGGUGAUCCACUGGUACCACACUAAAAACAGUGAUAAUCCUGUUCAUAGUUAUUAUCACGGAAAGGACCAACUAAAACUCCAGGACAAAGCGUAUAGUGGAAGGACAUCUUUAUUUACAGACAAGAUAUCUUCUGGGAAUGUUUCACUCUCGUUAACUGGCGUGAAGACACAAGAUGAGGGCAGGUACAAAUGCUACACCAGCACCAAAAACGGGAAUGACGAGCAAUUUGUAAAAGUGGUCGUGGAAGGUUCAUUCAAGUCAGUGGAUAUAACAGUGGUCAGUGACAAACUCACAUGCAGCUCUGAGGGCCUCUAUCCGGCUCCCACCCUCACCUGGUCUACUGACCCGCCCUCACCGAUACAACCAGAGAAGGCACCUGAGACCCAGCAAAAUGCCCAGGGCUUGUUCUCGAUAGCGAGCAGUGUGCAGAAGACGUCCGACAGCACUUAUAUCUGCACUGUAACAGCAGGGCACAUCACACGGACAUCAUCACUGAAACAGCAGAGCCUCAGUGCUAAGGGAGGUGAGGCACUGGUCAUUCCCUGCAGUGUCCCAGGGCCAAACACAAACCUCAAGGACUUCACACUCACCUGGCUCUUCAAUAAGGACACAGUACUCACCUUUGACGGUCAGGUUCAAAUGUCCAAAACAUGGCGACACGAUGUGAAGUAUGCACCCCAAGAAACAACAAUUAAACUCCUCAAACCCUUGAGUGGGACAUUCAGCUGUGAAGUAGUUACGACCGAGUUCAGACACUUUGAACAAACAGAAGUCCUUCUGCAGUCUGGAAGAGGCUCUGGAGGUACUCACCCAGCUGCAAUAGCUGUACCUGUGGCUGUGGUCAUAGUUGGCCUUGUAAUAGUAGGCAUAGUUGUUCUACAAUGCAAAAGAAAAGGUGAAGCUAAGCAGAAAUCUGAAACAGACAAGAAAGAUCACGAGUCACAACGCCUGAACAACAGCAAUCAAUCUUAGAAUAAAAGGAAAUAGCAAGCAAAUCACGUGAUUCUUCCAGAACAAACCAGAGGAAGAGGUGAGCACCAUCAAGAGAGGGGGAUCUGAGGGAAACAGCAUACUACUGUAUGUCUGAGCAGAAGACUAUAUGAUGUUUCUAUUGUUUGAUCAUUUUAUUUUUUUAUAAUGCUGCACAUUGUUGUGUGGAACAAAAUGAAGGAUUGAACAAAGUGUCUGAGCUGUACAAAAAAAAAAAAAGUGAUUGUAAAGUUAUUGUAUGGGGAUGAGGAUAGUGAUCAUCAUGUGAAAUCACAACACUUAGCAGGUCUGGCUAUCACUACGCUGCAUUCUAGCAGGAGGUAACUUGAGUCUCAUACUGCAGAGUUUUAUUAGACUCGAAACUGAGAGGCAGCAACAUACCAAACAGGUGACUCAGGAAGCUGCACCAAGAGCAAAGCUGCAUUUUUGUUGUUUUUGAUGUGCCAUUAAAUGAUUGUGAAUGACAACCAAUGAGCUUUAUACAUGUUUUGUGUGUCUACUGUACAUGUAUUUUCUAAAUGCUGCUGUGGUUUUUUUCGACAAUGCUCUGUGUUUUCUGGGUUAAGAGAUACUUUGUGAGCGCUUGUGUUAUCAGAUAACUUUGGCAUGUUGCUGAGCCUGUUCCAUUCAGAGAGGACACAAAUAUCUUAGUGUGUGUCAUUACAAAAAAAUCUUUGCUGUGUGGUGGUCAGAAGGGCACUAUUUCUAACAUACGUGCAUCGCCCUCUCAUGGUCAGAUCUAAAACUGCCUGAAAUGUGAAAAUGUGCUCUAAUGUUAAAACCCUAUAAAUCCUUGCAAUGUAACUUGUCAAUAGGCAGCUUGAACUAUAAAAGGAGGGUUAGAGAUUAAAAUAAAUAGUUCAUAACAGAAGUUAGUGGUUGAAGUGUUGACUGUGAGCUCCACUGUAUUAUGUAUAAAGUACAUUGUGUGGAUUACUGGGCAGCUUCAUGAUGUAAUUUUAAUCAAUAUAAUUUGUAAAAUGUGAUAUGACCAUUCUCUGGAAUGAACAAUAAAUUGAUUACACAUUUUUAUUGA